UUUAUAAAUCAAUAGAAGCAUUAAAACUAGAAAGUGCUCUUCCUUAAUAAGUGCUAACCUAGCUCUUGAUAUAGAAAGGCAUAAAUUCGUUAAAAAAUUGUGUCAGUCGACAAAUCGAAUCCUCAUGAAAGUUUUACUCAAAAAGAAGUCUUACAGCAAAAACAAGUCUUACAGCAAAAACAGUCAAAAAUUAAAAUAAAAUAUUUGAUUAAAUGAGUUUUAUAGUAAAGAACGAGGAUGAUAAGUUCCUUAUAUCAUUUUCUAAGGUCAAGGACGAUGAGUUCAUUAUACUGGCAACCAAUUUGAAGCAAUUCUUUGUCCAGAAACGCAUAAAUUCAGAAUAUAUUCAAGAAAAAUUUAAUGAAUCUCACAAGACCAUAAAGUUUGAAUUAUCAAAAAUCUUGAAAAUCAUUCAAGAAGAAGAACCGGCAAAUGACAGCGAAUUAAAAGUCACUGGAAGUGAUUUAAACUUAGUGCUUAAAUAUCAAACAGUCCUUAGGAAUAUGACUGGCUCUUUUAAAAUCAGUUUCAAGCUAGAAGAGUGUACAUCAAUUCCUGAAAUUGGUGAACUAUUCUUUACUGGAUUAUUAAAAACAAUAAUUCAUGAAAAGUUGAAAACUGUUGGAAGUGACAAGUUUAAUGUGAAUUUACCGGAAACGUCAUUUGAAGCUACUUUUAAAGUCAAUGAUAGCAAUAUUUCCGAUUUAUGUCAAUUCAUUGGUUGCGACAUUAUGUCUAAAAGUGAUAAUACAGAACAAAAACCUGUUGAGCAAGUAAAGGUUUUAAAGCAGUCUACCAAAUCUACAUCAAGGGCUGUAAAGAGACCAAUUGUAAUGCAUAAUGAGAUGAAAUUUGUGCAACUAAAUGACAGUCAAGAAAUAGAUAUAACGGAAGGAGAAAAGCCUAAAGAAGUCACAACAAAAAUUUGUAGAAUGGAUAGUAAAGAGAAAGUUCCUCGUGGUUGGAUCAAGGUACAGUCAAAAACUAGAGCUGAUAAGUUCUAUUAUUAUAAUAAAGAGAAAAAAAUAUCAGUUUGGAAGUUAAGUGAUUGUAACGAUGAAUCAAAGAUCCAGUUACCAAAAAGUUCAUCACAAUCCAAAACGCCCAAAAAGUCACCAAAAAAGGAAUCAAAGUUAUCAAAUCAUUCAAUAGUCAUUGGAAAGCGUAAUUUAGCAGAAGAACGACUAAAAAAGCUUCAAACAACAUUAAAAGAAGAAGCAAAACGUGGCAAGGUCGAUAAGAAUAAGAGUAAGCCUAAUAAGCGGCAAGGACCUGUAGAAAAUAAUACAAUAAUAUCAAGGCCAUCAAAAAGUUUAAUUUCGUCAGAAGAAGUUGAUGCAAUAAUCUCAGGAAUAGCAGUUAAGCCAAAAGUCAAAGAUCCAGUAAAGAACGAUUCAAAAUCUCAGGAAAUAACACUAAAGGCUCGAGAAAAUGACAUUAAUAAUAGCAAUACAACUGUUAUUGAUGACGACGAAAGCUUUAAAAUGGAAGUUGAUGAGCAGCUUGAUAAAUCUACAGAAUCAUUGACUGAUUAUGAGGAACCGAUGGAAUGGGAGGAUAUUGAUGAGAAGCUUGUAGUCAAGGAAGUUCAAAAUAUUCGUACGAAAAUUAAUGCUACGUCUAAUUCCUCAAUUGGAACUAGUCAAGUGUCUAAUAAGUUGUCUAAGACUGAUUUCUACAUUAUUGUGGACACAAAUGUUCUACUCUCGAAUCUUACUUUCGUAAAAGAAAUCAAGAGCAAGCUAUUUAAAGAUAUCGGUCGUGCAUACAUUUAUCUUCCAUAUAUAGUCUUGUGUGAAUUAGAUCGACUUAAAUUACGAGAAGAAAGCAUUGCCCGAUUAGCAAGAACUGCCAUAUCCUUCAUCGAUGAUUGUUUCAAGGCAAAAGAUGAAUUUAUUUUAGGACAAAAUGCUAUUGAGAGUUCUCGUGAGCUCAUUGAGAUUGAUUCUGGUGACGAUUAUAUAAUUAAUUGUGCUCUACAAAUGAAGGAAUUAACAUCAAAAAUAAUACUGCUGAGCAAUGACAAAAACCUGCGAAACAAAGGCUUUGUGAACGGUUUUGAUGCAUUUUCCUCAGAUACGCUUAAUUAUGCUGAUUACAAUGUUAAUAACACGAUAAAAUUUGAAUGACUAUUAUGUUAUUAUCGAGUUUAGCACUUACUCUGCUAUAUAUGCAUAUUAUUAUUAUUAAGUAAACAAUCGAUGAAGGCUCGUGAAUGCUCUAACAAUAUUUAUCGUGGUGCAAAUUAAUUAAACACUAUUUUUUACAUCAUACAAACUUU
Molecule: messenger RNA, 2281 nt
Organism: Chironomus riparius
Lineage: Eukaryota; Metazoa; Arthropoda; Insecta; Diptera; Chironomidae
Source: the annotation of a GenBank genome assembly